Triplophysa rosa is the source of this 1092-nucleotide messenger RNA. Its product is annotated as olfactory receptor 6N1-like. The transcript has 2 exons. Gene Ontology annotation, cellular component: membrane. Gene Ontology annotation, molecular function: olfactory receptor activity. Gene Ontology annotation, biological process: G protein-coupled receptor signaling pathway. The coding region runs from base 1 to 1092 and encodes 363 amino acids. Lineage: Eukaryota; Metazoa; Chordata; Actinopteri; Cypriniformes; Nemacheilidae. The record is from RefSeq and is a predicted model, not a curated record.
AUGAUUCAACACGUCACUGAAAACAGAAACAUUUCCUUCCUGUCUGCUGGAUUCUUUGGUGAUGCGCAAAACCGGACAUCGGACAACUUAACUACGCCGACAGCUUCAUCUGCUAAUUCAACCUUUGUUCGUCCUGCAGCAUUCUUCAUUAAUGGAUUUUCUAAUAUUCCACAUGCAAAGUAUUACUAUGUGUUCUUGUGUUUGGUCUACGCUGUUACUGUUUUUGGGAAUUCUUUCAUCAUGUCGACCAUAUAUUUGGCCCGCAGACUUCACACGGCCAAAUAUGUCGCUGUCUUUCACCUGGCUUUAUCUGAUCUCGGCGGAAGCUCGGUGCUGAUUCCAAAACUCAUAGACAUGUUUUUGUUUGAUCAUCAGUAUAUUUCAUAUGAAGCUUGUUUGACUAAUAUGUUUUUUGUAUUUCAUUUCAUGAACCUGCAGUCUUUUACACUCCUCAUAUUGGCUUACGACCGUCUGAUUGCUAUUUGUUGUCCCCUAAAGUACCAUGCCAUCAUAACCAAAUCAUCCAUAUCAUGCAUCUUAAGUGCAGCCUGGAUUUGUUCAUUCAUUUUAUUUGCUGCACUUGUAGGAUUGGUCAAUAGACUCUCGUUUUGUAGAUCUAUUGUUGUGAAUAGUUAUUUCUGUGAUCACGGCCCUGUCAUUAGUCUUUCCUGUAACGAUAAUUCUAUAAAUUAUAGGUUGGCAUAUAUUUUGUUUGGCCUCUUGAUUUGCGCGCCAGUGGCGCUGAUAACCAGUUCAUAUUUGUGCAUCGCUGCAGCAUUGCUUAAACUUGCACAUGGCGCUGACCGGAAGAAAGCCAUGAAAACCUGCACCUCCCAUCUUGCAUUGGUGGCCAUUUUUUAUCUCCCAAUUUUAAGCGUGAAUGUUAAAUCUAUCGCAACAUCUAUUGAUCCAAAUGUCCGGAUCAUUAACAAUUCCCUGACGCAGAUAAUACCACCCAUGCUGAAUCCCAUCAUAUACACUCUAAAGACAGAAGAGGUCAUGCAAUCCAUAAAAGAACUGUACAAACGCAACAAGGUGGCCACUUUGGUGUCCAAAAAUGCAAAACGGGAAAAUGUAAUGAGAAAUACAUAA